Molecule: messenger RNA, 1389 nt
Organism: Melanotaenia boesemani (Boeseman's rainbowfish)
Lineage: Eukaryota; Metazoa; Chordata; Actinopteri; Atheriniformes; Melanotaeniidae
Product: D(5)-like dopamine receptor
Exons: 1
Coding region: 1-1389 (462 amino acids)
Biological process (GO): adenylate cyclase-activating adrenergic receptor signaling pathway
Cellular component (GO): membrane
Molecular function (GO): G protein-coupled receptor activity
Source: RefSeq, a predicted model, not a curated record
AUGGAGUACUUUUACAAUGAGAGCCAAAACCCCCCUCAGGACCACCGAGACCACCUGGAUCGGCACCAGGUUGUCACAGCGGAGGUCGACAGCUCCGAUCCGGGUGGAGAUGUCAGCCUCCGCGCGCUGACCGGCUGCGUCCUGUGCGUCCUGAUCGUCUCCACCCUGCUGGGUAACACUCUGGUCUGCGCCGCCGUCAUCAAAUUCCGCCACCUGCGCUCCAAAGUCACCAACGCGUUCGUCAUCUCUCUGGCGGUGUCCGACCUGUUCGUGGCAGUGCUGGUGAUGCCUUGGAGGGCGGUGUCCGAGGUGGCUGGAGUCUGGCUCUUCGGCCGCUUCUGCGACACCUGGAUCGCUUUCGACAUCAUGUGCUCCACUGCGUCCAUCCUCAACCUGUGCAUCAUCAGCAUGGACCGCUACUGGGCCAUCUCCAGCCCCUUCAAGUACGAACGCAAGAUGACGCGCAGGUUCGCCUUCCUGAUGAUCGGCGUCGCCUGGACACUGUCCAUCCUCAUCUCCUUCAUCCCCGUGCAGCUGAACUGGCACCGCGCGGACAACUCCACGGCGGACAACCCGGACGACUGCAACGCCAGCCUGAACCGGACCUACGCCAUCUCCUCCUCCCUGAUAAGCUUCUACAUCCCCGUGGUGAUCAUGGUGGGGACGUACACGCGUAUUUUCCGCAUCGCUCAAACCCAAAUUAGACGGAUCUCCUCUUUGGAGAGAGCUGCGGGGCAGCGUGCACAAAACCACCGCCACCGCGCUUCGGCGCACGAGGAGAGCUCGCUGAAAACAUCUUUUAAACGGGAAACUAAAGUUUUAAAGACAUUGUCGAUCAUCAUGGGGGUCUUUGUGUUUUGCUGGCUGCCGUUUUUUGUCCUGAACUGCGUGGUGCCUUUCUGCGACGCAGACAAGCUCGGGCAGCCGCCGUGCGUCAGCGACACCACCUUCAGCAUCUUCGUGUGGUUCGGCUGGGCCAACUCGUCUCUGAAUCCAGUCAUUUAUGCCUUUAACGCCGACUUCAGGAAGGCUUUCUCCUCCAUCCUGGGUUGUAACAAGUACUGCUCCACGUCCACGGUGGAGACGGUGGACUUCAGCAACGAGCUGGUGUCUUAUCACCACGACACCACCAUGCAGAAAGAGGCCGUGCCACCAGGUCUCGGCGCGCAGAGACUCAUCCCGCCGCCCGCGCACACUACAGGAGAGCUGGAGCAGGACUUUGACAAAGUUUCUGUCAUUUCUGAUGAUUCCCGGAACCACCGGAACCUGCUGCUGCCCGCCAUCCUGCAGUUCGAGUGCGAGCCGGAGAUCUCUUUAGACAUGAUGCCCUUUAACUCGCCCGAUCCCGCCGAUUGUUAUGUUAUCCCGGGUCAAAUCCAGGACCAGUGA